Molecule: messenger RNA, 3306 nt
Organism: Aspergillus wentii DTO 134E9
Lineage: Eukaryota; Fungi; Ascomycota; Eurotiomycetes; Eurotiales; Aspergillaceae
Product: IQ calmodulin-binding motif protein
Exons: 8
Coding region: 1-3306 (1101 amino acids)
Molecular function (GO): lyase activity
Source: RefSeq, a predicted model, not a curated record
AUGCUCCCGGAGAACGUCUAUGAGCAAUGCCACGAUGAUAAGACUGUAAGCUCGGAACUUUCGCGGGACCCGAGUCAACAUCCAUCCAAGGUCUUCCACAAACUAUAUGAGCAUAAAUCCGGAAAGUGCCAUUUGAAGUCAAAGAACUCAGGAGGUGAUGAGAAGGAGAGUCUGAAACGGGCAUAUGAGUGUGGAAAUUGGGGCCCUACAGAACCAAGUAAUCUAUUUCUCAAUAUAUAUCACGAUGCCCUCUGCGCGCUGGAAAAGAACCCCAUGUCGAGCGUCGUUUCCCCGCCCUUAAUGGGAAGCAAUGGAGUCGUUCCCUUGACAAUCGUCGGUCCACUGCCUGAUCUCUGUCGUCAUAUUUCGAAUUGCAUCGUGCGGGCCGAGAAGGAGAUAUUCCUGGCAACCAACUUCUGGAUUCACUCCAACGCAUCAACUUUAGUGACGAAUGCCUUCAGAGAAUUGUCGAAACGAGCUGGCAAGCGUGGGACCAAGGUGGUCGUAAAGAUGAUUUACGAUCGGGGCGAUCUUCGGCAGGUCUUCGAGAAUCAUCUCACUGUUUCGGAGAAGCAAUAUAUUAGCGAAAAGGUCAAACUUCCACCGGCAGAGGAGAUACCAAACAUCGAUCUCCAGGUUAUCAAUUACCACCGCCCCAUCUUUGGGACCUUCCAUGCGAAAUUCGUCGUCUUUGACAGGAGAGUCGCACUGCUUCAGAGCAGUAACAUCCAAGACAAUGAUAAUCUGGAAAUGUUGAUCAGGGUAGAAGGGCCAAUUGUGGACUCCUUUUAUGAUGCUGCGUUGAUUUCGUGGGGCAAGUCGUUGGGCUCGCCUCUUCCAAUGCUGGAUUCCCCUGCGGCAUCGGCGCCAAUUCCAAGCUCCAAUAUUCACCCACCAGGCAGUUCUGACGAGAACUCUUCCAAUCCUUCGCUGCCAGAACAUACCACGCAGGAUCCUAACUAUGAUGCUGAUAUACAUCAAGAAACAGAAAGAGUCAAUGGGACUGUCAAGCCUCGAGAGGGAGAAUCGAGGACAUCAGCAGUCAGUCGUCAUCUCAAUCACACAAUCCAACCUUGCACCACAGGAGAUGCCCCAGACAGCGACCAGGAAACACCAAUGCAGCCAUAUCUCCUUUUACCCUCCCAUAAACCAUUCCCGAUGGCCUUGGUGAAUAGAGAACCAUGGGGAGUACCGAACCAUACAAGCAUCUAUCCCCCGCAAAAUGCCGCUUUUCUCUCAGCCAUCAACCAUGCGAAACACUCUAUCCUAAUCCAAACCCCGAAUAUGAACGCAGAGCCCCUUCUUGAGCCCCUUCUUAAUGCCGUCCACCGGGGUGUCAUUAUCACUUGUUAUCUCUGUUUAGGCUAUAACGACGCAGGCGAAUUGCUUCCUUUCCAAAAUGGGACGAACGAAAUGAUUGCGAACCGGCUAUAUAAUUCCCUGUCUACAGACGAGGAACGAUCUCGACUCCGGAUAUAUAAUUAUGUCGGCAAAGACCAAACACGGCCAAUACACAACAGGUUCAAGUGUCGAAGCUGCCAUAUAAAACUUAUGAUCAUUGACGAAAAGGUUGCUAUUCAAGGAAACGGCAACCUCGACACCCAAUCCUUCUACCACAGCCAAGAGAUCAAUCUCCUCCUCGACUCGCCUCUUGUCUGUCGCACAUGGAUAAAGACCAUCAAUCAAAACCAAAACACGGCGAUUUAUGGCGCUGUAGGCCCAGAAGAUGGUUGCUGGCAUGAUCCAGUUACAGGGAAGAUACCUGACGGAUCUAUUGGUGUGAAUCCCGGGCAUUUUAGCUGGGUCAAGGGGCGAUGUCCACUACCCGACCCAACCAACAUCACCAUGUCCCGUCCAUACGACAAAGCCAUCGUCGAUAUCACCCAUUACGUAUUCCACUACCAAAUAGAAGAUGACAAGGCAUGGUCUUCUGCUCGCGUGGCCCUUCUAGACGCCAUGGGCUGUGCAAUCGAGGCAGUCGCAAAGAGCGAAGAUUGUCGAAAGCUAUUAGGCCCUACUGUCCCUGGCACGACUGUGCCUAACGGAUUCCGGUUACCGGGAACGAAUCUGGCAUUGGAUCCUGUCAAGGGCGCGUUUGAUAUGGGGGUGUUGAUUCGGUAUUUGGAUCAUAAUGAUGCCUUGGGGGGCGCUGAAUGGGGGCAUCCGUCUGAUAAUCUAGGUGCCAUCUUGGCUGUCACGGAUUGGCUCUGUCGGGCUUCUGCGGCUGGAAAAUAUACACAUACUGGUCCACCGCUGACUAUGCGAACUCUAAUGACUGCCAUGAUCAAGGCAUACGAAAUCCAGGGCUGUUACCAGAUGGAGAAUGCCUUUAAUGCAUUCGGAAUCGACCAUGUCAUUCUUGUCAAACUAGCGUCCGCUGCUGUGGUGGCAUGGUUACUUGGUUUAACGGAACAGCAGACCACGGCGACCAUUUCACAUGUGUGGAUGGAUGGACAUCCAAACAGAGUCUAUCGAUCUGGUGUAAAUACGAUUCCACGCAAAGGUUGGGCAGCUGGUGAUGCUUGUAUGCGGGCGGUACAUCUGGCACUGCUUACGCGGGCAGGACAGCCUGGGGCGCCCGAAGCUCUGAGUGCUUUACCAUGGGGUUUUCUUGGGCGAACUUUUGGUGCGAAGGGGUUCGAGCUACCCAGGCCAUUUGGAACAUGGACUAUCCAAAAUAUUUUGUUCAAAGUCAUGCCAGUUGAGGGUCAUGGGAUUUCAGCCGUUGAAGCGGCUUUGAUCCAGCUUGCUCGGCUCAGGGAACGGGGAUUAAGGCCUGACGACAUCUUCAAGGUUGAGGUUCGAACGACAGCGGCGGCGGAUCUGAUCAUUAAUAAGAAAGGAAAGCUACACAAUGCUGCAGAUCGCGACCACUGCGUCCAAUACGUGAUCGCACUCGCUUUUCUGAAAGGAACGACACCAGAGGCGCAGGACUACCUGGAUAAGAGCCACUGGGCGACGAGCGAGGACCUUGCCUCCAUGCGUCAAAAGAUUAUCGUCAGUGCAGAUGAUAAACUCACCAAGGAUUACCUAGAUUUAGACAGGAAGAGUAUUGGAUCCGGACUGACUGUUCAUCUGAAGAACGGUUCCAUCUUGCCAGAAGUCUUGAUAGAAUAUCCAGCUGGCCAUGCGCGGAAUCCCGCAACUGUUAAUAUGGUUCGCGAGAAACUCUCGAAAAAUAUGAGACUUAUGUUCUCAGAAACCGAGAUUACCGGUAUUAUUCAAGCGGCUGAAGAUGAUAACUUGGCGAUCAUGGGGUUUGUUGACUUGCUCUCUCGGCAGACUCCAAGUAGUCCAAGGCUAUAA